AAUGGCUUCAGUUUAAUCCUAUGUUGACUGGCAAUCGACAAAGAACACCGUCUUAGAAAGAAACAGUCAUAUGUUCAACAAUUCAGACAUGAGUGAUAUCAGUUUUACUUGCGAAGAUUCACACCAGACAUUUUACGCCCACAAGUACGUUCUUGCCACAAGUAGUGCUGUAUUUAAAGCGAUGUUUUAUGGUGAUUUAGCAGAGAAGAAUUCAGUUCUUCAUCUCAGCGAUACAGAUGAGAAAGGUCUGGAGGAAUUUUUGAGGUUUCUCUACACAGAUGAAUGUAAUUUGACAACAGACAAUGUUGUAUCGGUCAUCAAUCUUUCCAAGAAAUACAUCGUGCCUUCACUAACGGAGAAGUGUGUGAAGGCUGUGGAAAGAAUGCUAAAGGCCGAGAAUGUGAUGAGCUUUUUAGAACAAGCAACGCAUUUUGAUGAGAGAAAAUUACAGACGAGUUGUUUGAAAUUUAUAAAAUCAAACACGAAGCAAGUAGUUGCGUCAGAACAUUUCAAUAACAUCAGCCAAAAGACACUGGCGAGUUUACUAAAGCUUGACUGCCUGGAUAUUUCUGAAGUUGAACUGUUUCAGGCUGUAUUGAAAUGGAGCGACUUUCAGUGUUCGAAGAAAGAUAUGGAUGCAACAAGGGAGAACAGAAGGUCUUUAAUUGGUGAUGCUAUUUAUGACUUGAGAUUUCUCGCUAUGAAUGAAAAAGAGUUUGCUAAGAAUGUUGCAACAUCCGAACUACUCACGUCUGAAGAAAUAGUUCCCAUUUAUAAUAAAUUUAAUGGAAUUGAAUCACCUGACCUAAAGUGGAAAAUAUCAGAGAAACGGGGUUAUAACACACCGAAACCAAGAGCUUUCCCGGAACGUUCUGCCGCUCAGUUGGCGAAUAUGCCAUAUGUGACCUAUAAUUCCAGAUGA
This is a messenger RNA of Paramuricea clavata, 922 nucleotides long. Lineage: Eukaryota; Metazoa; Cnidaria; Anthozoa; Malacalcyonacea; Plexauridae. The record is from the annotation of a GenBank genome assembly.